Molecule: messenger RNA, 2321 nt
Organism: Leopardus geoffroyi (Geoffroy's cat)
Lineage: Eukaryota; Metazoa; Chordata; Mammalia; Carnivora; Felidae
Gene: ANKRD54
Product: ankyrin repeat domain 54
Exons: 7
Coding region: 123-1184 (353 amino acids)
Biological process (GO): regulation of protein kinase activity; regulation of intracellular signal transduction
Cellular component (GO): nucleus; cytoplasm
Molecular function (GO): protein binding; protein kinase regulator activity
Source: RefSeq, a predicted model, not a curated record
GUGGUUGCAGGCCGGACCCGCCCGCUCGCCCGCUGACAGCGAGGCUUAGGGCGGAGGAAGCGGGUCGGUUGGUGGGUCGGGAACGAGGCUCCGGCGGCCAGGCCCCGCGCAGAGCCGUUGCCAUGGCAGCCGCCGCCGGGGGCGCGGACGAUGAGCCGCGCUCCGGACGCUCGAGCUCGGAUGGGGAGUGCGCCGUGGCCCCGGAGCCGCUGACGGGCCCCGAGGGCCUCUUCUCCUUCGCGGACUUCGGGUCUGCUUUGGGCGGCGGCGCGGGCCUCCCCGGCCGGGCGUCUGGCGGGGCCCAGUCCCCGCUGCGCUACCUGCACGUCCUGUGGCAGCAGGACGCGGAGCCCCGCGAUGAGCUGCGCUGUAAGAUCCCUGCCGGCCGGCUGAGACGCGCCGCCAGGCCCCACCGCCGGCUCGGGCCCACUGGCAAGGAGGUGCACGCUCUGAAGAGGCUGAGGGACUCGGCCAAUGCCAACGACGUGGAAACAGUGCAGCAGCUGCUGGAAGAUGGCACGGAUCCCUGUGCCGCUGAUGACAAGGGCCGCACAGCUCUGCACUUUGCCUCCUGCAAUGGCAAUGACCGGAUCGUGCAGCUGCUCCUGGACCACGGGGCUGAUCCCAACCAGCGAGAUGGGCUGGGGAAUACACCGCUGCACCUGGCGGCCUGCACCAACCAUGUCCCCGUCAUCACUACACUGCUGCGAGGAGGGGCCCGUGUGGAUGCUUUGGACCGAGCUGGCCGCACGCCCCUGCACCUGGCCAAGUCAAAGCUGAACAUCCUGCAGGAGGGCCACUCCCAGUGCCUGGAGGCUGUGCGGCUGGAGGUCAAGCAGGUGAGUGCCCUUCACGCUGGGCCAACGGCACAAACAAGCGCCGGACAGGUGCCGCCCGGACCACAGACAGACACGCCUGCCCGGGCGCACCCGGGCGCCUGGGGUUGCUUCACACCGACCCCAUCCGGCCACCGCUCCACUGGGCUUCGCGGCGGCGGCGGCGGCGGCAGCUCUCUCUCUCUGCCACCUAGCGAGACCCCCAGCAACUCAGCCCGGCCCCUUGUUCCAGAUCAUCCAGAUGCUGAGGGAGUACCUGGAGCGCCUGGGGCGGCACGAGCAGCGGGAACGGCUGGACGACCUCUGCACCCGCCUCCAGAUGACGAGCACCAGAGAGCAGGUGGAUGAGGUGACCGACCUCCUGGCCAGCUUCACGUCCCUCAGCUUGCAGAUGCAGAACACGGAGAAGAGGUAGCAAGAGAGGCUCCCCGCCUUCCUGCUCUGCCGCCACUGCCCUCCCCCUGCCCCCGCUGCUCUCUCAUCACAAAGGAAAAGCCCGAACCUGGGACUUUGGAGCCACACGUGUCUGGUGAGGCCUUGCCCCCAGAUGCUACGGGGCAGAGACGCACUCUCACAGAGGCUCUGUGACUUCAGCGCCACUCCCAGCCACGGUCUCUGUCAUCUCUGUGGGCGGGGACCACAGCCCCCAGCUUCCCCCUUCGCUCCCACAGCACAGCAGCCACACCUCAGCUCCGGCCGACACGCGCUGUCCUAGCGGGCCUCACUCGUCUCGCGGCCUCCCUGCCCCCCGCGGCAGGCCCCAGAGCCUUCCCUGUGUCCCUUCCGGGCCGUGGGCUUGUCACAGCCAGCGGGGUGUGGGCUGAAGGCAGGCACCCUCGGGGGCUUCUUGGCUGGCCCUGAACCCCUCACCAGCAGUUAGAUUUCGACUUGCCACCUGACUUUCAAGGAGACAUUGCAGUGAGUGUCUCCGGUUGGAAGGGAGGGUUGGUGAAGCCCAGCCCUUAGAAAUACAAGGCUUGGAAGGACCCUGCUGAACCCGAGGCAGAAAAGGCCCACCCUUUUUCUCCCAGUCUUUGAAAUACCAGCAGGCGGAGUGGUCCCUUCUGCAGCCUAGUUGUAGUGGGCUGAAUAGAGGUCCCCUCCCCCGCCCCAGAUGGCCGCGUUCUUAUCCCCAGGGACCUGUGAACAUGACUUUAUCGGGCAAAAGGGACUUUGCAGACAUAAUUAAAUUAACGGUCUUUGGGCAAGGCGACCCUCCUGGGUUACCCAGGUGGGCUUGAUGCAAUCGCAGGGACCCGAGUGACAGGAAAGCAGGUCAGAGAGGACGGAGGAGACACAGCGGGAAGGGGUCAGAGGAACGCAGGCGCCCACGGAAGCCAGAAAAGGCAAGGAAAUGAGAUUCUCCCCUCAGAUCUCCCUGAGGGAGCCAGCCCUACUGACACUUUGACCUUAGCCCAGUGAGUCUGACUUGAGAAUUCUGACCGCCAGAACUGUAAGAGAAUAAAUGUGUGUUGUUUUAAGCCA